Molecule: messenger RNA, 876 nt
Organism: Fusarium mangiferae
Lineage: Eukaryota; Fungi; Ascomycota; Sordariomycetes; Hypocreales; Nectriaceae
Exons: 3
Coding region: 1-876 (291 amino acids)
Molecular function (GO): oxidoreductase activity, acting on the CH-OH group of donors, NAD or NADP as acceptor
Source: RefSeq, a predicted model, not a curated record
AUGCAUAUCUCUAAACCUGCAGUCCCUUCUGGCUCCACCGUUGUAGUCAUCGGUGCUAAUGGCUGCAUGGGGGUUGAGACUUGUGAGAAACUCCUCCAGGCAGGCUUCUCUGUCCGAGGAACUGUGAGAGAUGUCGAAAAGAAUCGACAAUGGAUGCAUAGGCUAUUUGAUAUCAAGUGGUCAGGCAUGUUUGAGCUGGUGCAUGUGGCCGACUCUGAAGCUGAAGGGGCAUUUGAUGCGGCCUUCAAAGGCGCCGAGGGCGUUAUCUAUGUUUCAACACCGAUCAUACUGCAUGCAGAUCCUGUAAAGGUGGUAGAGCCAGUGGGAAAAGGCACUAUCAACAGUCUCGAGGCUGCAGCUCGCGCUGGAGUGAAGCGCUACGUCCUCAGUUCAAGCUCCAAGGCAGUCGAGUCUACUAAUUACAACCACCCACACCAAAUGUCAAGCAUGUUCAAUUGCGAAGCCAUCGGGAAGGCUUGCUGUGAGCCUAACGUCGAUGAUAUCGACAGAUUUGUCGACGUCUAUAGUGCCAGUCGGGCUUUGGCGGAAUUGGCCUUCUGGUCGUGGGUUGGCAAGUACCAGCCUUCCUUUGUCGCAAACUGUGUCGUAUCUGAUGGACAGGUUGGAAAGGUCUUGGAUCCAGAAAACACUAGUUCUACCUUCCGCAUGUUGAAAGCGGCGGCUGAAGGUGAAUGGGACAAGGUAUUUGGCCAAGUCGAGAAGUUGGUGAAGGGCAAAGACCAGGCAGUAGAAGGGAGGGAUCUCUCCAAUGCAGGUGCGCUUAUCAAACGAGCUGAGGGUAUCUUGCGAGAGAUUGGUCAGCAAGGCUUUGCGAGCGAGGAGGAUAUCUUACGUGACUUCUUGGAUUCCCUCUGA